CGGCGCGGCCGCAGCGGCCGGACGGGGCAGGGACAGCGGCGAGCGGACCCAGAGCCGCCACCAUGGCCCGCGUUCUGCUCUUCCUCCCGCUCCUCAUCCUCAGCCGUGCCACGGCCGUGUCCAUCAUCACCCCUGGGCCGGCUGCCGGUCAGCGGGCGCUGCCGGCGCCGGCGGAGCCCGUCGCGCCGCGGGCACCGGGGGUGCCGUGCCAGACCCUUCUCCCCGACGCCCUGCCCGGCUUCUCGCGGCUGCCGCCGCUGCCCCGCGGCCUGGCCCGUGCCGCCCUGGCGCUGGCGCUGCGCGGGGCCGGCUGUGCCCCCCAGGCCGAGGCCGAGGCGCUGGAGCUGGCUCGGGAGCUGGGGACCCCCGCGGCCGCGGCGCUGCUGCGGGGGCUGGCGCGGGUACCGGGCGCCCGGGCGCCGCGGCCGCUGGCGCUGCUGCUGCUCAGCCUGGCACGGCCGGGGGGCUCCGCCUGCGUGGAUCCCACCCAAGCCCGCAGCCCCGCGCCCGGCACGGAGCCCACGCCACGCUUGGGCCAGGCCGGCCGGGAGCUGGCGGGGGUCCGGCCGUGCCGCGGUGCCGCGCGGCGGCGGCGGGAGGACGAGGACGCCUGCAGCCCGGCGGGGGAGCGCGAAGCCCACCGGGUGCUGGACUGGGUGCCGGGAGUCAGCGUCUUCUACAACCUGGGCACCAGCGUCUACUUCGCCUUCCAGGGCUGCGAGGCCGUGGCGUCCACGCGGGCGCUGCAGGCCGCCGAGGAGCUGGGCUACGCCGGGCUGGCCGCGCUCACCGGGGGUCUGGGGGGUCCCGUGGCCUUGGGGGUGCAGCUGGGGCUGCAGCCGGGGCUCAAGGCCGGCGUGCGGGCGCUCGUCGGGUACUUCACCUCGGCCGGGGAGCCCGCGCCGGUGCCCACUGCCCACAGCGGCGCCGUGGUCAUCGUCUGAAUAAAGGCCACGUGUGGCAGCCGGC
This is a messenger RNA of Lonchura striata (white-rumped munia), 969 nucleotides long. It is a transcript of the gene APOF, whose product is annotated as apolipoprotein F. Gene Ontology annotation, biological process: cholesterol metabolic process. The record is from RefSeq and is a predicted model, not a curated record. NCBI's taxonomy places the organism in Eukaryota, Metazoa, Chordata, Aves, Passeriformes, Estrildidae.